Messenger RNA from Haliotis rubra (blacklip abalone), 3589 nucleotides. RefSeq names its product serine-rich adhesin for platelets-like. The record is from RefSeq and is a predicted model, not a curated record. The coding region runs from base 108 to 2873 and encodes 921 amino acids. Lineage: Eukaryota; Metazoa; Mollusca; Gastropoda; Lepetellida; Haliotidae. The transcript is spliced from 14 exons.
GUAAACAUUGAAAAGAAGUACAAGCGGGAAAAUAUAAAUAUUCAACACUGACUAUUACAUAUAUAACAUAACAGGGCUUGUAAAAAGAUGGUUAGCAGCAAGUUACAAUGGAGAAGCUAGAAACAGAUGAGCAAAUAUGUCUUGGUGGCAGCGAAGUGUUCAGCAAUGCAGAGUUCUAUCAUUUAAGAAACUGCUUGGUGGAGAUCAUUGAGGAGGUCAAAUUGCGAAGGGGCAAUGAUGCAGAGAGCGAGGAGAGGAUCAAGCUGUUGGUCAAUGAGAAGUAUCAGCUGGAGAGGAGAUGUGAUGCAGAGGUUGGGCAGCUGUCUACUAUCAGAGAACAGCAUCAGCGGCAUAUGUCCGACUUGGAGCGAAACUUGCAGGAGAAGAUGAGGCUCUUGGAGGAGGAGAAUAAACAACUAAAAGUCUAUAGAAAGUGUGGUGAGAAAGAGACAGAAUCAUUGAAGGACAGUGUUCGUUCACUUCAGCUGUCAAAGUAUUCUCUGGAGAAAAGCCUGCGAGAACAGGAGCACAAGCUGCAGUCCCAUCUCAGCUCCUCGGAUCAGCAACUGGGAGAGUUAUCUGCCCUUGAACAACGGCUGAGAAGUAUGACAGUGCACUUCCAGCAGUUAAGUAACAGCCAGGAGAGGCUGGAGAAAAAUGUGACAGAAGCUGUUAAACUGAACCGGAGCCUGAUGUAUGUGAAUGAACACCAGAAGUGUGUGAUGGAGCAGCAGAAGGUGGACCUCCACAGAUGUCAGCAGCAAGUGGUCACUGUCAGCACACAGCUGGAAAGUAAACCAGCCCUCACUGCAGACAUGGAGGAACUGAAUCAGAGACUUACCACACUGCAGCAUCACACGAACCUGGUUGCGGAGCAGAGAUGUGUUCUGGAAAAGGAACUAGAUCACUAUAAGACCCGAUAUAAGGUAUCUCUAGAUGACCUACAUGAAAUGCACAAUCUGGUCCAGCGACAUCUUGACAAUGCUGACCAGCACAGGCUCAGAAAUGCAGAACUGGAGGAAGUGAACCAGACCUUGAAAUCCAGGGUGAAGCUGGGUGAGGAGAAGGUGGAUCAGCUGCAGCAGGAGCUGGAUGUGGAGAGGGUUGUCAAGGCAGAGGCACUCACACAGUGGAACAAACAGGAAGACACCUUGAAGACAGACCUUGACACUCUAAAGAGAGACCUUGCAGCGACAGAUGCAGCCAGGACAAGCCUAGAAACACUGAACCAUCAGCUGGAGGAGUCUAACAUGAGGCUUGCACAGCAGUAUCAGGAGCUCAAGGCUAUUGUGGACAGAGAUAAGACAGAGGCAACACAGCAGACAUCAUUAAGCUACUUCAACAAUCACACCACUGCAACACAGACAGAGAAUGAGACAUCAGUUGUCUCCACGCAGACAGUAAUGGACACAGCUGACAGCAGUGUUCAGACUCACUGUGAAACAAACUCUGCCUCCUCUCAAACACAUAAUGAGUGUGUCAGUUCAUCCUCCCAAACCAUUGUUCCUCCUCUAGCUAACAGUGCUGUCCAAACUGACAGUCGAGAGAUCAUUGAACAUGUAAUGCCAUGUGUGGUGGGUGAGGUUAGCCAUCUGUCUCAGGAUGGGAAGAUUGUCAGCAGUGAACUGGAAUCAGUGGAUAUACAGGAAGAGAAGAGUGUGUCAGCAGCAGAUGAAAUAGCAGAACCAGAACGAGAGAUUGACAUGAAUGAUGAUUCAGGCGGAAGUGCAAGAGAUGUAGAUUCUUGCAUCAUUCUUGAGGAUAAAACAACAGACAUACCCAACAACUUUGAUAGCAAUGGUUUGAAAAGUGAUAAUGCAUGUCAGGAAGAUGUUCCUUUUUCAGCAAUUGUUUCAGCUAUUAAUGCUACAAUGACAAUGUCUCAAUCCAGUCACGAUUCUUCCACUCAACACAGAGCAAAUCUGUCCAAUGGUGAUACAUCACAGACUUCCAGUUUUGACUCAGUACAAUUCAUACCCUUAAAUCGCUAUAAAACAGAACAGCAGUCUGAAGGACGUAGAAUAUCCCUUCCUGUUGCACGGCACAACAAACAAAUGCUUUGUAAAAAUUCACCACUUGCAGUGUCACAUAAACAUUCUGAAUCUGACUCAUGCUUGAAUAGAAACAAACACAUGAAGGUUAGUCAAGGUAGUUCAAGGGGUGUGAAGACCAGAUAUCUGUAUUCAGAAGGUCCUUUGCUGUGGGGAGCACCAUGUCCUGAUGAAGAGUCUAACGACUUAUCAAAGCAAAUUUCUGCCUCUGUGCCAAAUGCUUCUCCCUUUGCUUCUGUGUCAAAAAAGUGGUCAGUUUUGGUGGAAGCAGAAGAACAAGCAAAGAACCCUGCACCAUCACCAGGCAAAAGCCCUCGAUCUACACCAAAAAUGGGACUGCAUAUUUUGAGUGAAACAUCACCUUCUCGGAGAAGAAGCACCAGCCCUAGAACACAGAGGUAUUUAAGUGUACAGAGAGGCCUCCGACUUCAAGCUUCAACGACAGGACCAUAUGAAAUGAGUGAGGGAACCAGUUUCUAUGUUGGAAAAAAAGCAGAUGCUAACAACAAACAGCAAGACAACUCACCAAGGAAUAACAGUAAGGGCAUACUCAAAGCAGUGUGGUCAGCCAAAAAGCCAUCCAAGACUGUACGCUUUGGGAGCAUAAUGGUGUCACAGGCUAAGCCUGACACAUCAAGUUUGCCCACAGCUGCAUCCCUGUCACCAUCCCAGACGUCCCUCGAGAGACCUGUUGGAGAACAGUUGCUAUUCUCCGAUGAUGACGACUUGAUUGAUCCAAAGUAUGGUAACAACAAGCUGGAGGCAUCACCUGUAGUCCAUCCGAGGAAGAGGAAACGGGAGGAUGGGGAGGACAAGACGUGAUACUUUCCAGCAGACCUGUUGCAUGGCAGGCGACAUGAGAUGACAUAACUUGUUGUCAGUGACAUGACUAAUCCCUCUGCCACUGAUGCUGGUUAGCUGUCAUGUUACACUCCCAGCACUGGUCGUCACUGUUUAGAAUAUAUUUGGAAGAAUGAUAUUGGGUGAUAAUAAGAAUUAGCCUCCUUCUUUUGAUAUCAAUACUUCCGAUAGAAGUUUUCUAACUCCUUGACAAGCUUUGAAGUUUUAUCAACUGAUGUUGAUGUAUGUCAAAAGUGAGAUUCUCUAUUUGUUAAGACCGUUUUGUCUGCAGGCAAAUCGUUUUCAGAACAGUAUUGGUUGGGCAUUAUAUUGUGAUUUUACAGCUGCUUCAAACAGUUUGAUUAUUUCACAACUUGGCAUUGUUGUUGAUAUUCUCAUUCUGUUAAUGUAAAUUUUUCUUUUACGGCACAUGUAUGUUUUCAGUAAAAGAGAUGUUAACUUUUAUCCUAUGGAUGAAAGCUAUUGUUUGAUUUAUAAAAGUUAAAUGAUCUGUGACAACUGUAUUUCGGCAGGUAGGUUUGUCAACUGCAGCUGCAUUAGUAGCUACAUCAGGCAUCAAGUCAGUUACUCAAACAACAUGCAAGCACAACAGCCUGCAUCAUACUAAAUAUAUUUACAUUGUUGCUCUAGUCAUUGUUUUUGUUAUUUUGUUAAAAUCUUGUUGGCGAUUUGUAAAG